Messenger RNA from Saprolegnia diclina VS20, 1956 nucleotides. RefSeq lists its product as hypothetical. The transcript has 3 exons. The record is from RefSeq and is a predicted model, not a curated record. Lineage: Eukaryota; Oomycota; Saprolegniomycetes; Saprolegniales; Saprolegniaceae. Bases 96 to 878 code for a protein of 260 amino acids.
CAAACGGGUGGCCAACUUGACGGGCGCGGGCAAUACAAAUUUCCAGAGUAGAGUGGGAUCUCGCCGGUGAGAGUGCAAAACCCAGCAUUCGCCGCAUGGACGGAACCCGACGUGUGCCAAAAACGAGCGCCGUCAAGCUCGCGCAGGCCCGCGCCCUCCAGCGGCGCCAGCGCGCCGCCGUCUGCAGCUACGUCGCCCAUCUCGAGGCCAGCGUCAACGAGCUCCGGCGCGCGACGGCGCGGCUCGAGGGCCGGCGCGAGGCGUGGGCCAUCAUGCACCCGGCGCCCGAGCGGCCGUUGGACCAUACCGCGAGCGCCCGUGUCGGCGCCGCGUACUUUGACAUUUGCCGCUUUGGCAUCGUCACGGACCACGACGUCACCGCCUUGCGACCGCUGCUGGCGGCCGACGGCUUUGACUUUAUGGGCGGGGGCGGCGUCGACGAGCUCUUUGACCAGUGGCACCGGUACGCCACGUACUUUGCGGCGUUCGAGAUGACGUGCCACCACAUUGCCGUUUCGCCGGCCGAGACGAGUGACGUCGUGCUUUGCACGAGCACGAUGCGCUUGCGUCUCCACCGCCGGACGCUUGAGUGCCUCUUCCCCCACCUUUUGGUCCGCGAAGACAUGGUCCAGCGCCUCGUCGGGCGCGAGCUAGCGGUGCCAAUGACGCUGACGCUCUACGUACGCCACGACGGGUGCCAGAUCCAGUCCAUGCACUCGGACCUCGCAUUCGCCUCGAGCUUGGCAGAGCUCCUCGGCAGUCUCGAAGAUACCGUGGUCGCGAUGGACGGCGCGCGAGUCCACGGCCCAUGGCUCUUGGCGGACGAUGACGACGACGCGUCCGUGGCCGCAAGAAGCUUGACGUAUAAAGCCCCGUAAAAUCACACUGGACCUUUGCUCGCCUCGUCGUCGAUGACGAGAUCACAUGCCAAGACCAGGUGACUCACUGGCAUGAGUCACGACGUGGUACCGCGCAUCUCGCAUGACAUGACGAGACCAGUGACGAGACCAGUGACGCGGACGCGCUGGCAUCACGAUGACGCGAGGUGGCUUGCGGCCUAUUUCUUGAUGGUGCCGUGAGUCUAUGUUGCGAGCAGCGAGAUUGCUUGCUUGCAGAGCGCGGGGUUCGAAAGGUCGUCGACGGCGUGUUCGAUCGAGCGGACGUGACGGUAUUAUACUCAGAUUCUUCUUGCGUCGGCUGUGCGUAGGGACAAGGCGUGUGCGAGCUCGUAGCUCGUGGUCCCCGCGCUGGUCGAGGCGAGUAGCGCAACAGCGUUGUCAACGUUGGACCGCUGAUAGAAAUGUACUGUGGCUGACGAUCCUUCUUACGCGUAGUCGCUUUCGAGGCUCUCGGGCAGGACGGUGGCUGCUCCCUACACAGGCGUCUCUCGCUAGGUGGCGACAAGAGCAAAGCGGCGGAUUAAUGGACAGAGGUCGGUUCCUUGAGGCUCAAGAACGACGGACGAGAACCUUGGGCAACAUACCUUGCAAGCAGCAAACGAACUGCACGUUUUAUGUCCGGUGAGAAGCUGGGUGGUCGCUCCGCACCAAUUGAGUGAGUGGGACGUUCGGUAUAUCGAUAUGACGAUGCUUCUCGACGUUCUCAGGCGUCUUUGUCUUGGUGCAGACGACGAAGGACAGAUUUGCUAUCGCCAAGCCCAGCGACGACAAGGGCCGUUCGAGCGCGCUCAAAAGCUUCCGUUUUGCCGGCAGCAGAUUCACCGAGUCCUUUCUCGUUGCUGGAAGUGGUGCGGCCUACGUUGAAGUCAUCGGCGCCUUCUUGCAUAUCCGCCCAUUGUCGGUGAUUUCCUCUACCAAGACCGAGCUACUUGGGGGCAACAACCGCGUCGGUGUCCGCCCUGCCAGAGGCGGGCGAGGCGGGUUAGCUUUUGACUGAUACUACAAAUUCGUGGAUGGCUCGAGCUCCCUUGCUCUGCGCCUGUAUCUUGGACCUUGU